This is a messenger RNA of Cladophialophora psammophila CBS 110553, 1911 nucleotides long. RefSeq lists its product as uncharacterized. The record is from RefSeq and is a predicted model, not a curated record. The transcript is spliced from 2 exons. Bases 1 to 1911 code for a protein of 636 amino acids. Lineage: Eukaryota; Fungi; Ascomycota; Eurotiomycetes; Chaetothyriales; Herpotrichiellaceae.
AUGGACAUUACGCGUCGCCGCAACUUGACAGCGACAAUCCCUUCCCCAUUGCUCAACAACCUGAACAGAGUCGAAGACCUUGGUUGCUUCGAUGAAGAAGAAUGCCGUUUCUUCCUGCGGGAAGUCGGCGAGCGUGUCGUACCAGUCUAUCCUUUCUCCUUUGGCAUGGAAGAAGUGUAUAGCUUGAUCCUCGAGCGAUAUGGAUAUGCAGGGCUUCCCGAUGCGACAAGCGUACUUCAAGACCUCCUCGAGAAUGAACGAACCGCUGCUGGUUUCGGAGACGAUGGAGACGUUUGGCGGUCAUGGCGUCACAGUUGGAGGCACCGAAAUGAUGAUGCUCUGAACCCUUUCAUCCCAAGAGUAGGAAGCUUUAUCCUGCAGCAACCCACCCAGCCACACAUUCGUAAACUCAAGGCAAUGAACUUCAUCAUCAAAACUGAAAAAGCCCAAAGACGUGAGCGAGCUCGUCAAGCUGAGGAUGCUGGAAAAAGAAAGGCGUUGAUAGAUAUCUCUCCCAAUCAGAACAGAACAACCGGGUCUCCUCCUGGUGACAUCCACACUAAGCCUCGAGAAUCGGACGAAGAGAACGCAUAUCGACUCCCCGCGACCACAUACUCCCAUCAGAGAACCAGAGCCUUGCUGGCAUCGGAACAUGGAUCGUCGCCGCCCUCCAACCAAGGGAAAGCCAAGCGCCCAAGCACGGUUAGAGAGUCGGACGCCACCCAGAUAUCAGCAAGUGCCUCUUCACAACAAGAGUUCAUUGAGGUGGAACCAUCCUUGCUUGAUGCAGAUAUAGACCCAGCGCUCUUGGUCUCCUUCGAGAUGCUCUCAUCCCGUCGGUCCUCUUCAGGGCCACGGCCGACCCUGAGAGGCGGACAAGGCGAAAUCCUCACUCUCCAACAGAUCGGCCCCUCUCAAAACAGCCCUAGCAGCAAGGAUCUCAAUGGGGCCUACCCACCGUCGCAUAUGUUGUCUAGCGCAACCUAUGUCGGCUCUUGUGAGAUACCUUGGAGUCAAGGCAAGUCACAUCCGUCUAGCCCUAUGACUUCGGGUAAGACCGAACCACUUAAAGAUUCGACCAAAGUCGAUAGGCAAGAACCUGCGGAGCACGACAAGUCAGCAGAAAAACAUCGCAAACUUUCGGACAGUCUCAAACAUUUCGCCCGCCGCCCCAUUGGUGACAGUUCCGACUUUGGCAAGAGGACAUGUGCUGUCAAUCGGCAAGCUAGAGUCUUUGAUGGCACAAUAUGGCAUCCAAAGGUGCGCAAGAGGCAGUCUUCACAGGUCAAUCUCCCCGCCGAUGAGGAGGCUGUGGUGGAAGAGAGGAGAAGAUCCGUGGUACGACGCAGCCUCACACCGGUCUGGCAGAGGCGUGAUUCUUCACGCAACAGCUGGAUGGAAAUUAUGCGGAAUUUCUUUCGGACCGAGUCCGGUUCUAGCCAAGCAAAACAGUCCAAGGCUGAAGAUUCGAAUCAAAUUCAAAACGCAGUUCCAGAUUCAGCCACGUCUUCUAACACUCAAACUGUCAUCAACACUCAGUCUCCGGUUGAGCAAGAGCGAAAACCAUAUCCACUUUGGCUUGACGGAACCAUUGAUCCACGACCGUUUGUGAGAAGAUCCAGAUCAAUCAUGGAUUUCAACAAGCCAUUGCCGCUCAGCCCUGGCGAAAUUGUGCGGUCUCUCUCAACUCAUACUCAGUUACCACGGUCCCAUCAACCUCAACUUGUAACCCUCAACAACACCGCUCAUUCACCAGACCUGGAGUACGACUCUCACGCUCUGACUUCACAGCGCAUCAAGCGAAAGGAAGUCCCCACCAAACACCAACUCUCGCCUGUUCGCGAAGUCAAGGACGCGUCUGCCGCACACGCAGCCGACCCUCAAAAAGCAGGACAACCCCCUCUCUCGUAA